Molecule: messenger RNA, 4161 nt
Organism: Rhinichthys klamathensis goyatoka
Lineage: Eukaryota; Metazoa; Chordata; Actinopteri; Cypriniformes; Leuciscidae
Gene: slc45a4b
Product: solute carrier family 45 member 4b
Exons: 8
Coding region: 597-2987 (796 amino acids)
Biological process (GO): transmembrane transport
Cellular component (GO): membrane
Molecular function (GO): sucrose:proton symporter activity
Source: RefSeq, a predicted model, not a curated record
UGAAUGUUACCUGCCAAAAGCGUCUGGGUGUAGCGUAGCCUAAUCAGUACAGUGCACAUGGGAGGGGCAGUUAUCACGAGAGUCUCGUCUUGUCAGCAAGUAAAACUAGUGAUAUAUUGUUUUUUUUAGCUCUGUCACUGUACGUGUUUGUUCUGUAGCCCUUCUGGUGUAUGCCUUUCUUCACUUUAUCUGAGACAAUAUUUCUGGGUUAAAGGGAUUUGGGCAUCAAAGGAAACACGUGCUACUUGAGGAACGAGAUUAAUAAGUAAUUCCAUGGAGGCACACAGAGGAACAUCCACCUGUUCUGCUCUCCAUGCCCUCCCCCUUUCCCCCUCUUCCUUUCAAGAAAACAUGACUUGUGAAUUACACCAACAAAGCUCUAUAUUGACUGGUAUUCAUUACAACGGCUGGUAGACCUCUCACUAAAAUAUAUGGAACAACAUGACCUCUCUGUUGACUACGGGUUAGUGUUUUAUAAUAAGAAAACUGCUGUGGAUUAUGAAAGAUCAACUUGGAGGUCUUAAGCAAAAUAGUCUGUACUUGUGAGGGGUAAGUACCACAGGAAUCUGGAUCCGGACCCCACACCAGCAUCGUAUAUGCAGGCCAGCAUGGCACCCAAGAACGCUGUCACAGAGUCCAUUCCAGUGCUGGACCUGGCAGUCAUGCAAGAGAAGGAUCCAAAUGGUGGGCAAAACAUGGAGAAGGAAGUGGAGAUGUCAGAGGACUCGGCCAGUGAGGAUUCUGUAAACCACAUCCCCAAGCGGUUAUGGGUCAUGCACGGUGCCGUCAUGUUUGGGAGGGAGUUCUGCUACGCCAUGGAAACAGCGCUGGUCACUCCUGUGCUGUUGCAGCUAGGUCUCCCAGAGCAGUAUUACAGCUUAACCUGGUUCCUCAGUCCUAUUUUGGGUUUAAUUUUCACCCCUCUGAUUGGCUCAGCAAGUGACCGCUGCACUUUGAAAUGGGGUCGGAGGAGACCCUUCAUUUUGGUGCUGUGUGUAGGAUUGUUAAUAGGACUGGCCUUAUUUCUCAAUGGAUCUCUUAUAGGUCUGUCUCUGGGUGACGUCCCUGGUAAUCAACUGCUUGGGAUCGUGCUGACUAUUGUUGGUGUGGUGGUUCUGGACUUCUGUGCUGAUGCUUUGGACGGACCAAUCAGAGCCUACCUCCUGGAUGUGGCUGAUACUGAGGAACAGGAUGUGGCUUUAAAUAUACAUGCUUUCUCAGCAGGGCUGGGAGGUGCUGUAGGUUACGUGCUUGGAGGGCUGGACUGGACCAAUACCUUUCUGGGUCGAGCUUUUAAGGCCCAAGAGCAGGUCCUCUUUUUCUUUGCUGCUAUCAUCUUUAUCAUUUCUGCGACGCUUCAUCUUUUCAGCAUCAAGGAGCAUCUAUAUAACCCCAACCAGCCAGGGGUAUUGAAGGAUGAGGAUGAAGAAAGGCCACCUUCUGUCCAGCUCUAUGGAAGCUUUCCAUCCACUCGCCUCUUGCCUCAACUAGAACUUAUCCCUGAGGAGGAGCCAUUUUCAGCCCACGAGGAUGAUCGGUCUGAUCGGGAUGUUUCAACUGAUUUUCUAAACAUCGAAUUGGUGCGAUGUAAAAGUGACUCAGUUUUAGCCAUGCCAGAUUCUACCAUAGAGCUUGACCCAGACUUGGAUCGCGAUGGGCAGUUUCUUUGGGACAUCGAACUAAAUUUAUUCCAGGACUUUCAGGGUUUGCAAGUUGAUGGAACAACAGUGGAUUGUCACAACACCAGUCAGCUAGGUCAGUGCACUGACAACCACUUACAGAAGUGUGAUAGCAAUGGGGAACACAUCUGUGGAGCUGCCAAUACUGUAAACGGCAAUCCAAUUAAUGGAGCAGCGAAUGCCAAUAAUCAACCAGGCAAAGUUGGUUUACGACCAUCCGGCGGCCCAGUACGCCGCCGCCACCCUUCCUUCUACCGCCAGCCCUCUUUCACUUUCUCUUAUCACGGACGUGUGGGCUUUCAAUGGCGACGCCGAUACGGCAACAUGGCCAGGCCAAUCAAAUCUUCACAAAGCCUGAAUGACAUCGACAAAAUACCUAGACGUCAUGAGAGGCGGAAGUUGCAACCAAGUAAUAUCUCUGCAUCCCGCAGGAUUGAGGAAGACGAAGAAAGCGAGGAUGGAGAUGGUGGUACGACGGUCAAACUACUCUGGUUGUCCAUGCUGAAGAUGCCGCCCCAGCUCUGGCGUCUGUGUGUAUGUCACCUGCUCACCUGGUUCUCCAUGAUCGCACAGGCUGUGUUCUACACAGACUUCAUGGGCCAGGUUAUCUUUGAAGGAGACCCGACUGCUGCUGCUAACUCCACCGCCCUGCAGAACUACAGUAAAGGUGUGCAGAUGGGCUGCUGGGGUCUUGUGAUCUACGCUGCUACAGCUGCCCUCUGCUCAGAUGUGCUCCAAAGGAUCUUAAACAACUAUGAUCUAAGCAUAAAAAUCACCUACAUGUUGGGGACUCUAGCCUUUGCUGUGGGAACAGCUGUCAUGUCCAUCUUUCCAAAUGUAUAUGUUGCUAUGGUGAUGAUAAGCACCAUGGGAAUCAUCUCCAUGAGCAUGUCAUACUGCCCUUAUGCUCUUCUGGGACAGUACCAUGAAAUCAAAGAGUACAUUCAUCACAGCCCUGGCAACUCACGGCGAGGCUUUGGCAUCGACUGCGCCAUCCUGACAUGUCAGGUUUACAUCUCUCAGAUCUUGGUGGCGUCGGCGCUCGGUGCGGUUGUAGAUGCGGUUGGCACAGUGAGAGUGAUCCCUAUGGUGGCAUCGGGAGGAUCCUUUCUUGCUUUCUUUGCUGCGGCUAUCCUCGUCAUCUACCCUGAUACACUUGACGAUGAUGAAGACGAGGAUGACGAAGAGCCAGGCCCAAGUUCUGUUAAAUCGGAGGCAGCGUCCAAUAACAGUACAGAGAAACACAGUGUUUUAAAGUCAAUGCCAAGGAACAGUUCCAGCAAGCCAGAGGUUGAAUCCUCAGUUUGAGUGUUAAAACGUAAAAUACUAGAGUUUUUGAAGUUCCAAUCCCAGAAUGCACAAGCAAGUUAAGACAAAAGACUAAGAGGGGCAUGCUCUACCAUUCAUAUACUCUCACACAUGCUGAUGUUAUUCUGUGGAUUUGGUACAGAGACUAUUUGAGUCAAAUAUGUGAUUUCUGAGAUUAUUUCUCAAGCUAUUUAUUAUUUGUGCCCAAACAUUUCCAUUGUCUACAAAAAAAUUACCAGGUUUACGUCACUACAGUGAACGCAUUGUUUCACAUGCUAAUACAUUUUUCCCACACAUUUAAUCACUCCACUUUGCAAGUCAACAUUUACAUACCAGAUGUGAGUUUACUUUUUCAGACUGACGUUUUACUCUGUUAAAAUAUGUCUGAUUAUCAUUGUAUGUCCUUCAUUUCAUGAGAAACACUCAGGGGUAAAGCUGCUGUUUUCAAGCGCAAAAUGCUCACUUCUGUAAAGACUUUAACUAUGCACCAAAAUAUUUUUUUGUAAUGUUUCUAGACUUUAAAUAAGACAUUGGUUUUCAGAGUUGCCUUUAGUUCAGAAAUGUGAUUUUCUUAGGUACACUAUUUGAUGGUAUGAAUAGAAUGGAUAACCAUGGCAUUAAGUAAAGAAAUGGCUUUGCUUUUUGCAGCAGUGAUUGGUGCGAAAUGAAGAAGUGUGUUUAGCUGUCAUGGCAAGUUUUACUGUCUGUCAGCCUCCGUCUUAAGUGAUGACACUCUAAUAGUGGCAGUAUUUUUCACAGCCAAAUUCAUAAUGUUGUUCCAGUACUGUUGCGUAGUUUAUAUACACAAGUUUUUGAGACUGCUUUUCAAUCAAGAUGACAGGCCAAAUUUUUCUUCACUAACAAGUCACAGAUCUCCACUCUGCCUAAGUGGACCAACUAAGUUAUGGCCUCUUAUGUUCAUAAAUGUAGUUCAAAUGCAUCGCUGGAAAUGUGAUGUCUGCAAUUGAUGUACGGAGGUCAGUGGCCUGGCUUUGUAUCCUAUUUUAUCAGGCAAAAAAUCUGUUUGUUUCAUAAUCAAGGUGGACACUUUUUUUAUUUGUGGUACUGCUGACUUUUGUUUUACUGUUUGAACCAAUUUGAAAGUUUAUACUGUUUCUAGGUGUUUAUUUUGGAUUUGUGUUCAGUUUUGAUAAAGAGAAAGCUUUACACUUUU